AUGGAGGCAGCGUGUUUUCUGCAAGAACAGGCUACGUGCUAUACUGGAGACACAGCAGUUCGAGAGGUGUUCGAAGAGACUGGCAUUAAGUCAGAGUUCAAGUCCAUCCUAAGCAUAAGACAGCAACACCAACACCCCGGAGCCUUUGGGAAGUCGGAUCUGUACAUCGUCUGUCGCCUGGAGCCCUCCUCCUUCAACAUCAGCUUCUGCCGGCAGGAGUGCCUGAGGUGUGAAUGGAUGGACCUCCAGGAGCUUGCUAGGUCCAAACACACUACUCCCAUCACUAGCAACGUGGCUAAACUCCUACUUUACGGAUACCGGGAAGGGUUUGAGAAGAUUGAUAUAACUGUGAGAGAGUUUCCAGCUCUCUACACAGGGCUGUUCUACAAACUGUACCACAGGGAGCUGCCCAAGUCCUACAGAAACAUUACAUGA
Tauraco erythrolophus (red-crested turaco) is the source of this 435-nucleotide messenger RNA. Lineage: Eukaryota; Metazoa; Chordata; Aves; Musophagiformes; Musophagidae. The record is from RefSeq and is a predicted model, not a curated record.